CAUUCACAAGAGAGGGAUUUGGAGACAUUUGGGUUAUCUCUGAACCGUUUGUCUUCUUUGCCUCUAUUAAAUAUUUUUUCUGUCCAAAUAUUUUUAAGGGAGAGAGGGGAAUUUAAGCUGUAAAUUUGUAAAGAAAUAGGAGGAAAAUCUGGAAAGGAGUUUGCUUUGACAGGGUUGAAGAACCAAAGAAAAAAAAUAAAGUCUUGGGGUUAUUUUUGAUGAGUUUUGGGGGUUUUCUUGACAACAGUACCGGCAGUAGUGGCGGUGCGAGAAUCGUGGCUGAUAUUCCUUACACCAAUAGCAACAACAACAUGCCAUCGAGUGCAAUCGCUCAGCCACACCUUGUAACUCAGUCUCUCACUAAAUCUAUGUUCAACUCUCCGGGACUCUCACUUGCCCUACAGACAAAUGUGGAUGGGCAAGGAGAUGUGACGAGAGUGGCCGAGAGUUAUGAGGCAAACAACGGCGGGAGAAGGAGCAGAGAGGAAGAACACGAGAGCAGAUCCGGGAGUGAUAACAUGGAUGGUGCUUCUGGGGACGAUCAAGAUGCCGCUGACAACAACCCUCGUAAGAAGAAGCGUUACCACCGACACACCCCUCAGCAAAUCCAAGAACUUGAAGCGCUGUUCAAAGAGUGCCCUCAUCCGGAUGAGAAGCAAAGAUUGGAGCUCAGCAGAAGGCUUAACUUGGAGACCAGACAAGUCAAAUUCUGGUUCCAAAAUCGCCGAACCCAGAUGAAGACGCAACUGGAACGCCAUGAGAACUCGUUGCUGAGGCAAGAGAACGAUAAGCUCCGAGCGGAGAACAUGUCGAUUCGUGACGCUAUGAGGAACCCAAUUUGCUCAAAUUGUGGUGGUCCGGCAAUUAUUGGAGAUAUAUCACUAGACGAGCAGCAUCUCAGGAUCGAAAAUGCUCGAUUGAAGGACGAGUUGGACCGAGUUUGUACACUGGCCGGAAAGUUUCUAGGCCGACCCAUUUCAUCCCUGGCUACAUCCAUGGGGCCUCCGCUUCCGAGCUCCACUUUGGAGCUCGGAGUUGGGAGCAAUGGGUUUGGUGGGAUGAGCAAUGUGGCUACAUCAAUAUCCAUGGGACCUGAUUUUGGAGGUGGGAUUGGGAGUGCUAUGUCAAUUGUGUCUCAUGGUAGGCCGAGUGUGACGGGGCUAGACCGGUCGAUAGAGAGAUCGAUGUUUCUAGAGCUUGCUUUGGCUGCCAUGGAUGAAUUGGUUAAGAUGGCUCAGACAGAUGAGCCCCUUUGGCUAAGGAGUUUGGAGGGUGGAAGGGAGGUUUUGAACCAUGAGGAAUACAUGAGAAGUUUCACUCCUUGCAUCGGAUUGAAACCGAGUGGUUUUGUCUCCGAGGCUUCUAGGGAGUCUGGAAUGGUCAUCAUCAACAGCUUAACUCUUGUUGAAACUUUGAUGGAUUCGAAUCGAUGGUUGGAGAUGUUUCCUGGUGUGAUUGCAAGAACAUCAACCACAGAUGUGAUUUCCAGUGGCAUGGGAGGAACUAGAAAUGGUGCACUUCAACUGAUGCAUGCUGAGUUGCAAGUCCUAUCACCUUUGGUUCCGGUUCGUGAGGUCAAUUUCCUCCGUUUCUGCAAGCAGCUCGCAGAGGGCGUGUGGGCUGUGGUUGACGUGUCGGUUGACGUCAUUCGCGACACCUCCGGUGCACCAACAUUUAUGAACUGCAGGAGGCUCCCUUCUGGCUGUGUUGUGCAAGACAUGCCCAAUGGGUACUCUAGGGUUACAUGGGUUGAGCAUGCGGAGUAUGAUGAAAGCCAAGUCCACCAGCUAUACCGACCCUUGUUAAGUUCCGGCAUGGGCUUCGGCGCUCAACGGUGGGUCGCCACCCUUCAACGCCAAUCCGAGUUCCAGGCCAUUCUCAUGUCCUCCUCCGUCCCAUCCCGCGACCACACUGCUAUCACUGCCAGCGGGAGGAGGAGCAUGCUGAAGCUGGCGCAGCGGAUGACAGACAACUUCUGUGCCGGAGUAUGUGCAUCGACUGUGCAUAAAUGGACCAAGCUUAACGCCGGGAACGUCGACGAGGACGUCCGGGUCAUGACUCGGGAGAGCCUCGACGACCCCGGCGAGCCACCGGGUGUGGUGCUCAGCGCUGCCACUUCGGUCUGGCUGCCGGUCUCUCCGCAGAGGCUAUUUGAUUUCUUGCGUGAUGAGCGACUGAGGAGCGAGUGGGACAUACUCUCCAACGGCGGGCCCAUGCAGGAGAUGGCCCACAUCGCCAAGGGCCAGGACCCCGGCAACUGCGUUUCCCUCCUCCGCGCCAGAGCAAACGCAAACCAAGGCAGCAUGCUGAUCCUACAAGAGACACGCAUAGACGCUGCGGGGUCGCUAGUGGUGUACGCGCCAGUUGACAUUCCGGCCAUGCACGUGGUCAUGAACGGCGGGGACUCCGCCUACGUUGCUCUCCUGCCAUCCGGGUUCGCAAUCGUCCCUGAUGGCCCAGGCUCUCGCGGGCCCAUGUCCGGCAAAGGCGCCACUCACGGCAGCAGCAAUGGCGGCGGGUGCGGUGAUGACGGUGGCAAUAGAGUGAGCGGGUCCCUCCUGACAAUGACGUUUCAGAUCCUUGUGAACAGCCUGCCGGCGGGCAAGCUGACCGUAGAGUCGGUGGAGACGGUGAACCACCUCAUAUCCUGCACGGUCCAGAAGAUCAAGGCGUCCCUCCAUUGUGAGAGCUGAUGAUCCAUGUAUCCGAUCGUACUGGCAUCACGUGAUCCAAACUCACCUUGUAGCUUAUGUUUUUUUUUUUUUGUCUAGCUCUUGUGCUUUUGUUAGGAGACUUUAUUGAAGGUUGUUGUGCAUGUGAUGGGCAUGGCGGUGGCGGAGGGCGGUGGCGUAAGUUGUUUAGGCGGUGGUAGUUUUGUUUUGUUGGGUGGGAGAGCGGUUGGGGGGAACGAUGAGUAAAUGUGGUGGGGGUAUUGAGUCAAGAACGAACCGCACGUGGAGAGUCCUCGCAUGGUGAUUAGGAUAUACAUACAUGGAACUUGCACGUGCGUGUGAAGUUGCACACGUGUGUGUUCUUAGCACAAGGCAAGGGUGGUGGUUCGGGCAUUGACUCAGGUCCACCCCUGUUUAAUUCCAGAAAGUGAGUCUGGCUCAACAUAGAUUGUGAAAAGGAAAAAGUGUUGGAGAAAUUGACCCUUUUUCGGAGUUAUCGAUUU
Messenger RNA from Malus domestica (apple), 3175 nucleotides. It is a transcript of the gene HD3, whose product is annotated as homeobox-leucine zipper protein ANTHOCYANINLESS 2. NCBI's taxonomy places the organism in Eukaryota, Viridiplantae, Streptophyta, Magnoliopsida, Rosales, Rosaceae. Gene Ontology annotation, molecular function: DNA-binding transcription factor activity, RNA polymerase II-specific; DNA binding; lipid binding. The record is from RefSeq and is marked provisional. Gene Ontology annotation, biological process: regulation of DNA-templated transcription.